Cololabis saira (Pacific saury) is the source of this 1277-nucleotide messenger RNA. It is a transcript of the gene st6galnac5a, whose product is annotated as ST6 (alpha-N-acetyl-neuraminyl-2,3-beta-galactosyl-1,3)-N-acetylgalactosaminide alpha-2,6-sialyltransferase 5a. Gene Ontology annotation, biological process: ganglioside biosynthetic process; oligosaccharide metabolic process. The coding region runs from base 279 to 1274 and encodes 331 amino acids. The transcript has 5 exons. The record is from RefSeq and is a predicted model, not a curated record. Lineage: Eukaryota; Metazoa; Chordata; Actinopteri; Beloniformes; Belonidae. Gene Ontology annotation, molecular function: alpha-N-acetylgalactosaminide alpha-2,6-sialyltransferase activity.
UCGCGGGCUCCGCUGCGUGGAGUGCGCUCGGCUCCGGCACGAACCCGCACUUCACGCACAGGGCUGGCUGGCUCUGCUCCGGAGUCCGGCUGAAACACGCACAAGACUGGCCGACUCUCCUCCGGAGUCCGGCUGAAACACGCACAGGGCUGGCUGGUUCGCCUCGGGACGGACGCGGAUCCGGGAGCGGCUCCGGGAUGCGGCUGCGGGACUCUGCAACAUGACAGAAAGUGGAGUCGGACGCACGGAGCCGUAGCGAGGAGACAGCGCGCCGCAAGAUGAAGACACCCAUGCGCCAUGGCGUAGCUGUGCUUCUCGUGCUUCUCCUGUGCGCCAGCUUGUUCCUGGUGUACAACGGCAGCUUCAACGGUGCUUCCAGGGACACCAACGACACGCGCAUCCGCCAGCAUGAGCAGUCGCAGCGACCCGCUGAACCCUCGGCCAGCGUGGCCAGGCCUCAGCCUCCGGUCCUCCAGGGAUACAGCGGCAUCAUCGACCAUAAGCCUCUCAGGAUGCACUGCCGCACCUGCGCCCUGGUGACCAGCUCAGGUCACCUCAUCGGAGGCGGCAGGGGCCAAGACAUCGACCGCGCCGAGUGCGUCAUCCGCAUGAACGAUGCUCCCGCCGCCAGGGGUUUCGCCCGAGACGUCGGCCGCCGCACCUCCCUGCGCGUCAUCGCCCACUCCAGCAUGCAGCGCGUCCUGCGCAGCCGCCACGAGCUGCUGAACGCCAGCCAGGACACGGUCUUCAUCUUCUGGGGCCCCAGCAACUACAUGCGGCGCGAUGGGAAGGGCCUGGUGUACAACAACCUGAGGCUGAUGAACCAGGUCCUGCCGAAGCUCAAAGUCUACAUCAUCUCCUGGCAGAAGAUGCUGCAGUUCGAUGAACUCUUCAAGAAGGAGACUGGCAAGGACCGGAGGAUAUCAAACUCCUGGCUGAGCACCGGCUGGUUCACGAUGACCAUCGCCCUGGAGCUCUGCGACAGGAUCAAUGUGUUCGGCAUGGUGGCCCCGGACUUCUGCAGGGAGCCCCAGCACCAGUCCGUCCCCUACCACUACUACGAGCCGCGCGGCCCGGACGAGUGCGCCAUGUACAUAUCCCACGAGCGCGGCAGGAGGGGCAGCCACCACCGCUUCAUCACCGAGAAGCGGGUCUUCGCCAACUGGGCACGGACGUUUGACAUUCACUUCUACCAGCCGGACUGGAGCCCGCCGCCGCUGCCGGCCAACUGGACCCUGGAAGGGACGACGCCGGCGGCUGCUCAGAAGACAUGACCG